AUGAUCAUCGGACAUAUAAUCAGGAGAUCGCUGGACCCGGGCACACGGGAGAAGUGGGAGCUCAAGCUAGGAGACUCCAGGGAGAUCGAUAUACAACCUGUAGGGAACCGCUACGUGCUUGUUGUGACAGACUACUUCACCCGAUGGCCUGAAGUAAUUCCGGUUCCUAACCAUCAGACUUCAACGGUCGCUGAGGUUCUAGAAACGCAUGUUUUCUCUCGUUAUGGUAUACCUUUGGAAAUACAUUCGGAUCAAGGUAGAAACUUUGAAUCCCAUAUUUUCCAAGAGGUAAUGACAUUGCUUGGGGUCAAAAAGACGAGGACAACACCUUUGAGACCUCAGUCAAACGGUUUGGUGGAACGGUUGAAUCGAACCAUCUUGAAUUAUCCUACCAAGUUCGUGGCAGACAAUCAGAGAGAUUGGGAUAGAUGGAUUCCAUUGUUCUUAUUAGCAUAUCGUUCUGCCAAACACCAGACUACGGAGUAUUCACAAGCAAUGCUAAUGCUGGGACGCGAACGUACCUUACCAUUAGAUUUAAUUAGAGGUUCCGUUCCACGUGAUAAUUCCACCAUCAAUGCCAUUCCAGAGUUCAUAACUGAACUGAGAGCAAAACUCAAUGAUGUUCAUGAUAUAGUUAGAAAUAAUUUAAUUCUCAAAAGCCAAAAAAUGAAGAGUCAUUAUGACCAUAAAGCACGAAUGCUUGCGUAUCAGGUCGGUGAGAAAGUUUGCCUCUUUUACCCCCGAAGAACCAAAGGAAAAUCACCGAAAUUACAAAGUGAUUGGGAUGGGCCUUAUACCAUUAGGACCAAAAUCAAUGAUGUUGUUUAUCGAAUAGGAAAAUUGCCACGUGGUAAACUUAAAAUUGUUCACGUUGACAGACUUGUUCAUUAUGAUGAUUAA
This is a messenger RNA of Diachasmimorpha longicaudata, 900 nucleotides long. RefSeq names its product protein NYNRIN-like. NCBI's taxonomy places the organism in Eukaryota, Metazoa, Arthropoda, Insecta, Hymenoptera, Braconidae. The record is from RefSeq and is a predicted model, not a curated record. The transcript is spliced from 2 exons. Gene Ontology annotation, molecular function: nucleic acid binding. Bases 1 to 900 code for a protein of 299 amino acids. Gene Ontology annotation, biological process: DNA integration.